GGCAUUCGGUGUAACAUGGGCGUCGCCAUUGUCAAGAUGACCCAGAACAACACAGAAACCAUGACCAUCGGGGUGAUCGACUCGUCCUUCUUCUGGGGUUACCUCAUCACCCAGGUGCCAGGCGGGUUCCUGGCAGCCAAGUACCCAGCCAACAGGGUGUUCGGGACUGCCAUCGCAGUGUCUGCCUUCCUCAACAUGCUCAUUCCCGGCGCGGCCAAGAUCGGCUUCUCAAUGGUCAUGGUCGUCCGGAUUCUACAAGGACUGGUCGAGGGCGUCACGUAUCCAGCCUGUCACGGCAUUUGGAGACAUUGGGCUCCGCCUUUAGAACGAAGUCGCUUGGCUACCUUGGCGUUCUGCGGUUCGUACGCCGGUGCAGUGGUCGGUAUGCCGUUGUCAGGCAUCUUAACCGACUACGUGGGCUGGCAGGCCUGCUUCUAUUUUUAUGGCGUGUUUGGAGCCUUAUGGUACGUCUUCUGGCUAUGGCUGUCCUUCGAGAAGCCCUCCAAACAUCCUACCAUCACCCAGGCCGAGCUACUCUACAUCGAAAACAGCCUGGGACAAGUCAACCUCACUACGCCUACGUUAAAAACGACUCCCUGGAAGAGCAUCUUCACCUCGCUACCGGUGUACGCCAUCAUCGUGGCCAACUUCUGCCGUAGCUGGACGUUCUACCUUCUCAUCAUCUCGCAGCCCAUGUACUUUGGCCAGGUCUUCCAUUUCGAAGUGGACAAGUCGGGACUGGUGGGAGCCCUGCCCCACCUGUUAAUGACCAUGGUGGUUCCGGUGGGAGGCCACCUGGCCGACUAUCUUCGCAGACGCCAAAUCCUCACCACGACGCUCGUCCGAAAGAUCUUCAACUGCGGAGGGUUCGGUAUGGAAGCCGUGUUCCUCCUUGUGGUUGGCUACACCCGAAGCACUCCGGUGGCCAUCACAGCGCUAACCCUAGCCGUGGGCUUCAGCGGAUUUGCCAUAUCAGGCUUCAAUGUGAAUCAUCUGGACAUUGCCCCGAGAUACGCCAGCAUCCUGAUGGGGCUGUCCAAUGGCGUCGGCACCCUGGCCGGCAUGCUCUGUCCAAUCGUGGUCGAGUACCUCACCGACAGAAAACUCCAUAGCGGAGACGUGGCUUCCCUCUGGGAGAAGGUGUUCCUCAUCGCCAGCCUGAUCCACUUCGGCGGCGUCAUCUUCUACGCCAUCUUCGCGUCCGGUGACAAGCAGCCGUGGGCCGAACCUCCACGCGAGGACGAAGGCCCCUCGUGGAACCCGCUGGAGAACGCCUUCAAGGACGACGCUCCCAAGAGCCAAGGUCCGCCGCAGAGACAGGCCUCGUACGGCGCCACGGCCGAGACCAACUUCCCGGUGUACGAGACCCGGGAAGAGAGGGUCCAGGAACCUUCGAGGGACUUGUACGAACAGCGGGACUUCUAGCAGCGCGGUCCAGACGGGACUCGGCGCCGCGACAGCGACGAGGCGAU
Ixodes scapularis (black-legged tick) is the source of this 1472-nucleotide messenger RNA. It is a transcript of the gene VGlut, whose product is annotated as vesicular glutamate transporter 2. Bases 16 to 1425 code for a protein of 469 amino acids. Gene Ontology annotation, cellular component: excitatory synapse; synaptic vesicle membrane. The record is from RefSeq and is a predicted model, not a curated record. Gene Ontology annotation, biological process: neurotransmitter loading into synaptic vesicle; monoatomic anion transport; synaptic transmission, glutamatergic. Lineage: Eukaryota; Metazoa; Arthropoda; Arachnida; Ixodida; Ixodidae. Gene Ontology annotation, molecular function: L-glutamate transmembrane transporter activity; neurotransmitter transmembrane transporter activity. The transcript has 11 exons.